This is a messenger RNA of Puntigrus tetrazona (Sumatra barb), 2628 nucleotides long. RefSeq names its product seryl-tRNA synthetase 2, mitochondrial (gene sars2). Gene Ontology annotation, molecular function: tRNA binding; serine-tRNA ligase activity; ATP binding. The record is from RefSeq and is a predicted model, not a curated record. Bases 35 to 1573 code for a protein of 512 amino acids. Gene Ontology annotation, cellular component: mitochondrion. Gene Ontology annotation, biological process: mitochondrial seryl-tRNA aminoacylation. The transcript has 16 exons. NCBI's taxonomy places the organism in Eukaryota, Metazoa, Chordata, Actinopteri, Cypriniformes, Cyprinidae.
GCUCCUGUACAGUUAAACUGUCAACCCGUUCAGCAUGGCGUCCUCCGUAAGGGCAGCUACACGGUUUUGCUCUUUGUAUCUGCUAACGUCUUCGAGACACAAUGUCAGCAGUCUGUUUAGACUGUCCCGCCGACCUAGUUCCUCUCGACCGGUCAGGAGCAGUCUGUACGAGCACGUGCUGGAAGGUUACAGUCACAAACCCAAACUGGACAUGAGGAGUGUGUGCGAGGAGACGGAUGCGGUGAAGCAGGAGGUGGAGAAUCGGAAAGGAGAUCUGCGGGCAGCUGAUGUCGGACUUAUUAUCUCGGUAUGGAAGGAACUACAGAAGGUGCAACAAGAAAUAUCAGAUUUGGAGGCGAAAAAGGACAAGAUCAGCGUCAAAGUCCGCGCUCUUGUGGAUGAACACGACAAAUCUACUUUGGCCAGUCUUAAGGAGUACACGAGCGCUAAGGAAGAGGGUAGAGCGAUCAGAGAGAAACUGAGUCUGUUGUAUGUGCAAAAGGGUGAGCUGGAGAAAGAACAUUACUGCCGUGCCCUAAGGUUGCCCAACAGAACACAUCCAUGUGUGCCCGUCGGAGACGAGAGCCAGGCAAGGGUGGUUGAAUCGGUCGGUCAGAAACGAGAAUUUGAUUUCAAACCAAAAGGCCAUCUGCAAAUUGGAGAGAGUCUUGAUAUCAUAAGACAAAGACGGCUUGCCCAUGUGUCAGGGCACAGAUCAUACUAUUUGAUAGGUUUAGGGGCCAGGCUUCAGCUUGCCUUGCAGAAUUAUACCCUGGACCUGCUUCAGAAACGAGGCUUUAUUCCCAUGGUUGUUCCUGACAUUCUGAAAUCUGUGGUUUUUGAGGGUUGUGGGAUGCAGCCUAAUGCUCAUAGAUCACAGGUGUACUCUCUGGACCCUUCACGCUUUCCUGACCUUAAUCUUGCUGGUACUGGGGAAGUGGGAGUGGCAGGUUAUUUCAUGGAUCAUGCUGUGAAUCUGAAUGAUUUACCUGUCAGGACAGUCUGUAGUAGCACAUGCUAUCGAGCUGAAACAGAUACAGGAAGAGAGCCGUGGGGGCUCUACAGAGUUCACCAUUUUACCAAGGUUGAAAUGUUUGGUGUGACUUUGAAUGAGACGGGAGAGGAGAGUUCCCAAUUGUUGGAUGAAUUUGUCACGUUACAGAAGGAGAUUUUCUGUUCCCUAAAACUUCAUUACAGAGUCUUGGAUAUGCCCACUCAAGAAUUGGGGCCACCUGCCUUCCGGAAAUAUGAUAUUGAGGCAUGGAUGCCGGGACGUGGCAGCUUUGGAGAGAUUUCCAGUGCCUCAAACUGCACAGACUACCAGAGUCGGCGCCUUAACAUUCUCUAUGAGGGAAAUGAUAGAAACCUUAAGUAUGCACAUACGGUUAAUGCUACAGCGUGUGCUGUACCACGUACUGUCAUUGCGAUUUUGGAAACACACCAAACAAAGGAAGGGAAAGUCCUGGUUCCCGAAGUUUUGCAGCCCUACCUUGGAUUGGAAGUGAUAGAAAAACCUAAAUACACUCCAAUUAAAUAUAUAGGACCAAACCAACCCAAGCGUCAUAUCUCAUAAUAACUUUUUGAUAAUAUGUCAGACUCCAGGGAAGUACAGAGUUUGCUUUAUUCUCAAAGGUGAAUGCAAUGUAUAUAGGUAUUUGGCAUAACUAUCUAAUAAAAUAAAAUGUUUAAUUUCCAAACCCACAUUUAUGAUUUUUAAUAAAAUGGCAUCAGUAACAUCUCAGAAUUUGUUUCUGAAUUUUUGGUGUUCCUGUCUGUAUGUGAAUUAUCACUGCCAUAAGACAUCAGGAGCAAAAAAAAGUAAUACAGAUCAUAAUUUAAUUUCUUUCCCCUCCAUUUAUCAUGAAUGCUAAUUAUUUGAUCAAUCUACUCCUAAGUGUGCGGUGCUGCUUCCACACCUGUCAACAGUGAAAUUUAGGAUAGCCAUGGCAUAUAUCAGCAUGGAUAAUUUGAUCAUCAGGGAUGGGAAUCAAAUGGUAUUUAACAAUUUCUUGUUUUUAGUAUUUAGCAGUUACAAUUACUCAGUAUGUUAUUUAUUUCUUAGCAGUAAUGGUUCUUGUUAUAAUUUUAUUUGGGUAAGACAAUAGAGAUGCCUAUAAAUACAUUUCUUUAGACUGCUAUGCUGCAAAGAUCACAAACCGAGCAAACACACGAUGCAUUUAGCCAUAAGAUGAAAUGAAAUGGCUGAAUGUGAAGGGGAUAUCAGCAGCAUAUGCAGAUAAAAAUGAAAGAACAGAUCCGGACAUAGCAGUUGGACGAUUUAGUCUUAUGUUCUGUUCUCCAAUACUGCUUUUGGAGUUAAAAGGUAGAACAAUAUGACUUCAUGGUGCAGAAUAAACUUGUUAUUUUUACUUUCUUUCCGUACAAAAAGUAUGGUAGCUUCAUAAUAUUACGGUUGAACCAUGGCAGAUGGAACAUUCAGAUGAUGUCUUUCAUACUUUCUGCACCUUGAAAGUGCCAAGUUUGUUAGUUAAUGGGGUCACAAGCCUCUCAGUUUUUAUUUUUAAAAAAUUGUGUUCCAAAGAUGAACAAAGCAUUCACAAGUUUGUAACGACUGAGAGGAAGAGAUUAAUGAUGUUAAUAAAAUUCUUCACCUCUGGCUUCUUUCAA